Molecule: messenger RNA, 648 nt
Organism: Talaromyces atroroseus
Lineage: Eukaryota; Fungi; Ascomycota; Eurotiomycetes; Eurotiales; Trichocomaceae
Exons: 4
Coding region: 1-648 (215 amino acids)
Biological process (GO): ribosomal large subunit export from nucleus; endonucleolytic cleavage in ITS1 to separate SSU-rRNA from 5.8S rRNA and LSU-rRNA from tricistronic rRNA transcript (SSU-rRNA, 5.8S rRNA, LSU-rRNA); ribosomal large subunit biogenesis
Cellular component (GO): nucleus; preribosome, large subunit precursor; nucleolus
Molecular function (GO): protein binding
Source: RefSeq, a predicted model, not a curated record
AUGGCUACCACAGAGAUGAUGGAUGUAGAUUCUGCGCAAUCAAAGCCUUCGAGGCUUCCCAUCACCGUCACAAAAGAAAACCCAUACACAUUCGACCUCGGUCAUCUUAUGGCGCAAGAUCCCAAUCCACUUGUCAUACCGAAAUCGGAGAAUGUCAACGAUAGUCUGCAAGCUGUCGCGCGAGAUGGCGCACAAGUGCUAAUCAACCAACUUCUUACUACAUGCCCCGUAACUUCGAGUACAAAGGACGGUGUACUUCUGACUCUCCCUCCUCAUCACACCUUACUACCACGAUACAAACCUCUACCCAAACCCAAAGAACCCACGAAAUGGGAACUCUUCGCCCGCAAGAAGGGAAUUGGCAAAUACAGCAGCAAACCCGGAGCAGCUCUUGCCGAAAAGGAGCGACGCAAGAAACUUGUAUAUGACGAAGCGAGCGGCGAAUGGGUUCCUCGCUGGGGUUAUAAGGGAGCCAACAAAUCCGGCGAGAAUGAUUGGCUUGUGGAGAUUCCUGAUAAGGAGUGGAAGAAUGAAGCCGAGGGUAAAAAUAUACGCAAUGCGGGCAGACAGGAGCGUAAGGAGAGGGUGAAGAGGAAUGAGAGGAAGAUGAGGGCGAAUGAGCGGAGGAGUAGGAAGUUUGGUGCAUAG